CAUACGUAUCAGUAUCACAUUUUUUCUUCAAUUUUACUAUAUAAUAUCAAGCUAGCGUGUAUUCGAUUAACAGUUCACAACAGCAAAAUAAGAUGUCUACAGUACCGUGCACUAUUUUAUUAAAAAGUAAAGAUGGUCACGCACUUCCAUCAAACCAUCUGAUCACACUUUGCAAACAUCUAUUUCGAUUUGGUAGGAAGACUGUGGAAAUGAAAGGGGACCAAGUAGUCCUGAAACUCUCCUACACCCCAAAAUCUGAGACGAUGGAGAGAAAACUUGGUAACCUACCAAUAGCAUACAUCCGAUUGGGUGUAGAAAGUGAUGAGGAACUAGAUAUAUUAAAAAAAUAUAUGCAAAUUUACGAUUUUGAUGGGAACGAAACCACAAGUGUGCCAGCAGGAGCCCUAGAGGAUGAGGAAGAAGAGGAGAAGAAGCUUGCGAUUGAGUCAAGUACAUUCAAGGAUCCUAAGAAAAGGAAGCAUAUAAAGAUUAGGAAGACUGACGAAAAUACAGAUGAAAAAAGAAAAAAAAUUAAAAUAUUGGAAAACAGAAUAAUAACACCUGCAUCUGCAUCCCCAUCAUUUACAGCCGUAUAUGAUGAAGAUGCGGACAUGUACGAAAGCCAAAAAUAUACUAUUGUACAAAAUUAAUAUUUAGUAUUGUUGUUUUAUAUAUGUUAUAUUGUAAAAAAAUAUUUAAAUAUUUUAUGUAUAUAGUAUCUUAUGGUUUUUAGUUUGUAGUAAAGGGAUUGUAUGAGUAUAUAGUUAAUAAAAGAUAGUAUUACAAU
Sitophilus oryzae (rice weevil) is the source of this 787-nucleotide messenger RNA. RefSeq lists its product as uncharacterized. Bases 93 to 650 code for a protein of 185 amino acids. Lineage: Eukaryota; Metazoa; Arthropoda; Insecta; Coleoptera; Curculionidae. The transcript has 2 exons. The record is from RefSeq and is a predicted model, not a curated record.